Molecule: messenger RNA, 6395 nt
Organism: Nezara viridula (southern green stink bug)
Lineage: Eukaryota; Metazoa; Arthropoda; Insecta; Hemiptera; Pentatomidae
Source: the annotation of a GenBank genome assembly
AUGGCGCGCCUGGAGCUUGAGCUGGAAGUGGUCAUAUCGAGGCUGGAGAGCUGGAACAAGAGGGCUCCAACGAGGCUAAUGAAUCGACACUCUUCAGGUCCAGAACGCCUCAUCACUCGGCAAGUAGAAUUUACCGUGGAGGCUGUGAUGGCACCAGUAAGUCAUCUCCUAGUCUAUUACGUCACCGACCAGGGUGAACCAAUCAGUGACGUCAUAAGUUUCGAUGUAAAGCUAUUCCAGCGGCAGGUGUCUGUGAAUAUCGAACAAAAAAAAUUUUGGUAUCCUGGACAGGUGAUGGACUUACAAAUUCUUUCUGACCUGGAUUCGUUGGUUUGCCUUGUUGGGGGCAGAGGAGGAGAUUUGCACUCACAGAAAAUGAGUAAGGGGCUAGAGCUGGACUUAAGUGAAGCUGGAGUGAGUUACUUCUGGGAUGACUGCGGUGGAAGACAAGAAGUUAGGCCUGCCCAUCAUGGAGUCCACCACAGUAUUAUGCCUGAAGCAGGACUUGAGCAGCUCUGGUUAUGGCAAUGCUUCAAUUAUACGAGUGACGUUGAAGCAACAGGACUAAGACUGAAGGCCCCUCCAGAGCCAGGAAAGUGGUCACUUGGAGCACUAUCUGUAUCACAGGCAAUGGGACUGAGGUUUUCUUACCCUAUUGUCAUUACCGUCUUUCAGCCAAUUGAUGUGGAGUUCCAUCUGCCAGCAGGUUUCAGGGCAGGAGAGAGCCUUGAAGUAGACAUCAAGAUUGGAAACAAUCUCAAUUCUUGUGUUGAUGUGAAUGCUCUUCUAACACUCAGUGAAGGAGCUCAUUUCCUCGGUAGUAGUCAACCAUUUGUAGCUGAGAAACUGCGUUUAGGUCCGCAUGGAGCAACCAGUUUAGUUGUUAGAGUUGUAGCAACCAGUCCUGGAGUUAAAAAUAUGACCGUUGAAGUAUCAGCAUACAACAGUGAUACUUGCCAGUCCAUGACAACUGAAAAAGGUAGAAACCAUUCUAUGGUAGGAAUAGUGACCAAACAGCAAUCCAUUCUGGUCAGUCCGGAAGGCCUCGUAAAGACACAUAUUGAGAGUGCUUACUUCUGUGCUAAUGAGCAAAUGGUUUUAUCAACUGCUGAAGAAUUCCGUUACGAAUUCAUCCCAGCCCCAAGGAAUAGAGAAGCCAGUGUCUUUGAGGUAAGGGCUGGGAGAGGUCUACACAUUGCAUUGUCUGAAGUCCAAAACAUUUCUCAAAGGAUGUAUCAAGUAGUUAUUGGUGACUUAGAUAACAGUGUUUCAUGGAUUGGCAGAGGAAAACAUGGAUAUUCUGUUCAUUUGAUGACCAAAAGCACACCGCAGAUCCUGUCAAGUGAUGAAUCAAGAACUUUUUGGAUGAGUUGGGACAGAGGAGUACUAUCUUUUGGCAAAGGGCCACAAAUUCAUGAUUCCGUUAUUCUCAAAUGGCGAAUGGAAAAAAAGAUGAAAGUAAAUUUCUUAGGAUUUGCCACUACGUGGGGCCAAGCUGCAGAAAUUAGAGUAUGGAAUUUUAAUGAUGAAGCUGGAUUCUCACAGGUCCUUCACCUUGAUAUACCUAGAUCUGUACUUCCUGGUUCAGAAACAGGAACCCUACUGGUAGCUGGAGGAUUGUCUUUGCCAUCAUUAAAAAUAUCACCAAGACCAUCUCUAUCAGAAUACAGCAGCCUCGCAACGACAAUCUCAAGCAUCGCCCCUUUGAUAGCUCAUGAAGGUUUGAAGAUACACAUAAACAUAACUAAAAAUGGCGAAAGGCAAGAUUUGAUUAAUAGCCUUGGUUCAAAUAUUCAGAAGCUACUCCUAUUUAAAAAGGACGAUAACUCAUUCAGUGACCAUCAUAACAUGACAAGUCUAUGGAGCUCUGUUGAAGUCCUAGAUUUGUUGUCCAGAGUCCAAUCAAUAAUGAGUAUCGAUCCUGGUUUGGUGCAAAAUCUGAAGAAGUGGGUACAAUCCAAUCAAGAAGAAGAUGGCAGCUUCAAACCUCAUUUUAUGGAUAUUACUCCAGACAACAUGACAGGUUGUACAGAUCUGGAGAGGACCAUCUCAACAACUGCAGAUGCUUUGGCAGCACUCAUAAACAUUGGAAUUGAAAAUGAUAAUGAUUCAAAAGUGAUCCUCAAGGCAAAACGUUAUCUCGAAGCUAAUAUCGACAGCACUAUAGAUGGAUGUACCCUAGCAAUGCUAUGCUAUGCUCUUGUUUCUGUGAAGAGUGAAAAAACCGGUGCAGCAUUAGAGAGGCUAAAGAACGCUUCAACGAAUGAAGAAGGAGAUUUUGGUUGGCCAAGACCAAGGGACAACUCAGACUGGUUGUAUGAGGAAGGUAUGGAGCAGAAGAAACAGCCCGUCACUAAUAUGAACUCUCAUCUGAAAGAGUUCAAAGCUUCACUAUAUACUCUAAUGACAUAUACACUAAGGGAUGAUCUUAAGUCAGCAGAACCAGUUGCAAGAUAUCUUUUCUAUAGGGCCAAUAUUCUGGACACACAUACUGAAUUAAUCUUCACAGCAGUAAAAGCAUUCUCACAAUUUGGUUGGCUCGCCCAUGAUCCUAACCGCUGGUUAACUGUGUCACUGGCGACAUCUGGAAUGGAACUUACCGAUACUUUAGAACUAAGGGCAAACUCUUCACCUCAGAUUCUCAAUUUGCCAUCACUUCCGACCAAAGUAUUUGUUUAUGCUACAGGUGCUGGAUGUGCUACUGUACAGGGGCAGAUAAGCUAUGCUACAUACUCAUCUAGUAAGACAACUAAUCUAUUUGAUCUCUGGGCAGGAGUAACAGAAGAAAUAAUGCCAAGAAGGAAUUCAAUACAAGAGCUUGAAGGAAAGCUGCCGCUCUUGAAUAUUAAAACAUGUUUCAAGUGGAAAGGACCAGAAAUCUCCGGUGUUAUAAGACUGGAAGUUCAUCUUUUCUCAGGUUUUGAGCUAUUGUCGGUUGCACCAAAUCAACUUGAUAUUGACUAUGGUUCAAGAGCAGAUAGGGUUUGGUUUGUUGUGUCAAAUGUUACAACACAAUGUGCAGUUUGUAUUGAGUUCACAGCCAAAAGUGAUUAUAUCAUCGGAAGGCUAAGACCAGCUUUUGCGAGAGUUUACCCCUCAGGACGGGCUGAUCUUGCAGCUGAACUUUUUUUCCAUACAAGGCGAGGUUCCCCUCUAUUAUUAGAAACCUCUGAGGAUGACCUCAUAACUUGGUUUGGCAGCAGUAGAGCAGGGGAGUCUGAUGGAAUGAGCUCAGAUUUCUCAGAAAUAUGUGCUUGCGGUCAGGUUUGCUUUGAUACACCAACGUUCAGUGCAACUACCGACUCUGCUAUUGGGCACAGCGAGAGUGAAGAAGUGAAACAGGAAGAUUCAAAUGAUUUCACUGACAUAAUUGUUUUCAGUGACCUACAUGAGAACCUAUCAACAACUGAAGGAGAGCUGAGGACAAUAGAAGAUUUAACUAAUGAACUAGGUUUCAACACAACAACAGGAGGCUUCACAGUUGGCAGUAGCCAUUACACCAAUAUCAACUUGGAUUUCCAAAGUACAGCUGUUACAACAGAAAUUCCAACUACGAAAAAAUCCAUUAUUAUAAAAACAACAACAGUUCCUCCAAAACAUUACUCUAAAUCAAAACAAAAAGACAUUAAGCAAAAGUUAUUAAUGAAAAGCAAAUCCACUCCUCAUAAUUCUCUAAAUGCAGAAAUUCCUGUAGAAUCAAUACUUAAAAAGCCAGAAUUUAAAAGAGAAAAGCAUGUAGACAUGAUUUCUAAUGUCCUUAAUGUUACAGAAUCCACAUUCAGUACCUUGGCCCCAUUUCUGAAUCAUCCUCAUCUCUUGAGUCAGAUCACUGGGGUCAGCAGUGGAAACAAUCAUAUCAUAAUAACAAAUAUUACAGACAGUGAUGAAAUCAUUCCACAACCAAAUGGUGUGUAUGUAAACAGAGAACUGAAAGAACCAACGCUGAAGUCUAUGUUAGAUGUGACAGCAAAGCCAAGUGUCCAGCUAACAGCCGAAGAAGCAAAGGAAAGCAGAGAAUCAAUGCUAGAACAUGGCCAUGAGUCACCUAUGGAAAUAUUGAGGGAAGGGUUAACUGAAGGAUACCAGUCAAAAUCACCGGCUGGUUGAACGUCUCGUUGAUUCUACUUAACUAUUCAUUUACUUCAAUCACUGACAGUUUACCAAGCUGUGAAAGAUAAAGGUGCAACCUGUAACAUUAUAUCUAUAUAUACAUAUAUAAAAUCUUUAUUUAAUUAAUUUCAUUUAGAAAACUACAUUUGAUUAUCCAAAUCCUUAUAUUUUUAAAAGAAGGAAAGAUAUCUAUCUGUUUUCCAAAAUAAUGAGCAUGUUAGUGUUCUUUAACUUUUUUUCAGUCAAUUUUCCAAAGCAAUAUGUAAUGUUAUAACUGAUAGAGCUAAGAUAUUUUGAUAUUGAAAAAGCUUAUAAAUAACCUGUAAGAUAGCACAUUUCACUAAGAUUACCUAUUUUGUGUUAACAUUAAGUUAUGCAUGUUAGAAACUUGUUUUAUUUGCUAAUAUUUCAAUUAAUUUAUUGUAAGGUAUAGUACAAUGAAAUUCAUAUUUUAAUAUAAAUGAAUAUAAUAUAAAGAAUUCAGGUACAGCCAGCUGUAGCUUGCUGUACCAUUUUAAUAUACAGUCACCUGUGACUUAAUGUUUAUAUGUAAAUAUGAAGUAGACAGAAUUUUUAUUCUAAGGGUAGAUAUAUAAACUGUUGAGGACAUGUUCUAGUUAUAUCUUAGAGUUUUAAAAAUAGGACACAUUUCAAGAAGUAUCUUCACGACCUGUCGUCCCUUAUUCGCCCAUCCAUUAAUUGUAGGCAGACUUUACCACAUUUUCAAACUAGUAUAUGUGAAUAAUAGCAAUUGUUGAGGUAUUAUUGCUGUUGGCUAGCUUCUUCAUUUAAAUGUAAGCAAAUUAGACCAGAAAAAGUUUUAGAAUGGUGCUUGCUUUGAUGCGAAAAUCGAUGGCUUUUUUCAGAAAUCAGUUUGUUUUGUCUUUUUUAAUUAAAUUGAAUAAUAAGAAAAUAUUGAUAUAAAUGUGUCAUUUAAAAAACAUUAAACAUUCAAUUUAAAUUAUUUUAAUUUUGCUGUAAAGUACUGAUUAGAGUGAAAAGUCAUCCCAACAGUAAUAGAUGAGUAAGAAAUUUACGUUUGUUACUGAAAUGUGCAGAUUCAAAUUUGUGAUGUAAAUCAUUAUUGAUUGUGAAUGAAGUGAGUGAGUUUAAAGCUAUAAACAGAGAAACAUGAUGGGAUAGAAUGAACGUAAUCCCAAUAUAAAAGCCUUAAGAAAUUAAUCUUAUAGAGUAUAUAUACAUAUACUAAUGGUAUUAUAAAAAUAAUUAUUAAAUAUCUAUUUCUUAAAUGCCAAAUUUGUUUAUAUGGAGGAAAUAUUUAAAAUGAGAAAAAAAAUUAAUAAAAUAAAAAAAAUUACACAUUCAUUUUAAACACCAAUCACUUAUUUUAUUAUUAUUAUUUUAAUGUAACUUUUACACUAUAUUUCACUUUAGUCUAUAUUUCACAUUGUCUGAAAUAGUGGAGUACAACAUGUCUAUAAUUUGUUAUACACUGUGACUAUCAGUGAAUUUCAUAUAUUUUUUUUAAUGGAUUCCUAUUUUUCUAUCAAUAUUUGGUUGUUUGUAUUAUAAAUAGUAUUAUUUUAAACAUGUAUAUAGCAUUUUAGCCUGAGGUGCAAAAAAAUUACCAUCCUUUUCUAUUUGUUUUGGCUCAAUCUUUAAUGAUAAAAAAAAAACUUUGUAUAAAUUUUGAUAGCAGUAUUUUCUCAUAUUGUUUGUUGUGGUUCAUAGAAAAAAUAAAAUAUUUUGAAUAAAUUUCUGAGGUAUAUUUUUACGCUCUUUCAUCAAAAUGAUAUAUAAUUCUUAAAACGAACCUAAUAGCUAUGUAUAUCUUCAUAACCCACUCCACUAAUAUUUAAUUUAGUUCAAAGACCUAAGAAGGUACUCUUAACACACUGAUCUGAUUAAAGUUUUUCCAGAUAUAAAGAAAGGAUGGUGAAUUAUUUUGCCCCUUUGACAAAUAAGUCUAAGUAUUAUUAAACAUACAUUAUAUUACGUUAAGAAAAAUAUCAGAAAAUUAUUGUUCAAAGAUACUUUAUCUUCUCAUAGAAGUGUUUCGUUCGUUAAUUAAAGUGUUAUUUUGUUAUUGAGAGUUGUAAACCACUAUCUCACCAUUAUUUAUAAUCAUGUAUACCUUUAUUAAUGAAACAUGUUUGUUCAUUUGAUAGUAUGCACUUAAACUGUACUUGAAAUUUAAUUCUUUGAAAGCUUUCCAAAAGCUCAGUAAUUUAAUUAUUGUGUACAUAGUUAUAAUAUUCUGAUCCUGAAAAUGCUCAAAUUGCUUUGCUAAAAUUAAUAAAUUUAUUAAUAAGAGAUGACUGUGC